This is a messenger RNA of Habropoda laboriosa, 1537 nucleotides long. Its product is annotated as PRKC apoptosis WT1 regulator protein-like. Gene Ontology annotation, biological process: positive regulation of apoptotic process; apoptotic process. The record is from RefSeq and is a predicted model, not a curated record. The transcript is spliced from 10 exons. Bases 83 to 1171 code for a protein of 362 amino acids. Gene Ontology annotation, cellular component: cytoplasm. NCBI's taxonomy places the organism in Eukaryota, Metazoa, Arthropoda, Insecta, Hymenoptera, Apidae.
AUUGCGCUUAAACCAAGGUACACGGACGAUCGAUAUACUCAUCUAUCUUUGAACUAUGUAAUCGGACAGGUCAUACGUGUUUAUGGAUGCUUCAAUGGUUGACAGCUGUCAAUCGCACAUAGACAAAACCCAAUCAAGCACUCGCUUUUUGGCCUCCAAGUUUUGCGCUGGUCCAACACAGGUAUCGCACACCAACACCUACUCCUUUGUUCAGAUGUCCAGGUAUUCUUUCGAUAUAACCGGCAUGGCGUCCAGCUCCGUCAGCCAGGAGGAUUUUGACAAUGACUUUGAGCUGACUUCCAGAAGGUCUAGGAUCAGAACAGCCAGAGCAAGAGUUGUUCCACCCAGGGCAGGAGAUUCCUCUUCCAUAAAUUAUCAAAAGAAUGCACAGAACGCAGAAGAAUCUCAAGGUGUAUGCGACACAAGCUCAAACAGUGUGCUUCCACCUGAUCAUGAGAAUCAGCAGAACAAACCGAUAAUGAGAAAACAGGACAAACGGGUGACUGGCCGUGUCUUCUUUAGUGUCGUAUCCUGUUUGCACAGGCCAACGCACAUAAACAAGGGAAAGCAGCAGCGUGAUCGACGGAAACUUCGAGAAAAGCGACGAAGUACAGGAGUAGUACAUUUGCAAUCGACGGAGAGUACAGGAGGUAGUACAGGAGAAGAUGAGGAAGAUCUUGAAACUAAACACAACACACAUCACAAUGAGUUCCUUGAUCAUGAACUCAUCGAAGAACGGACAGCAAAAAUGUUUACACAAAGGCGAAACAAAAGGCAUUACCGUACUUCCUACAGGUCAUGUAUAAAUAGGCACAGUUGCCACUCCGAUUUGGAGGCAGAUGACGAGGAAUUCGAUUCCCUGAAUCAAUCCGACAGUGUCACUCAAUCGGAUCAUGGAAAUCAUGAGCCACCAACAUCUGUGAACGCAGCUAGUACGCCGAGAUUGCCUACGCCAACUGGAGAGAAUCCGCAUGAAGUACAAUCUAUACUAUUUCAUUCACAGGAAGAAAACAGGAGGCUAUUAGCUCUUCUGGAUAAUCGAGAUCACACAAUAAUGAUUCUUAAGGCCCAGUUGUUGCAGCAGCAGCAUGAAAUGGCUCUAGAACGGGAACAGCUUCGAGAAGAGAACGCCGCGUUAAUUCGCGCUAUGGCAGCUCUGGCGAGUAAUUAAUUUUCCUUAUUCGCGGGGGCAAUCUGGUCUAUUGAUCCCAGGAUCAAUAUUAGAAAUCAUGGAUCAGCAGUUGCGAAAAGCUAUAUAUACACGUACAUAUACCGAUAGUUUGUAAGUAAUUGUGAAUUUACCUGUUAAUAAUAGCCGAGAGAAUAGCGAAACGAUUUUAAAGAGAAAGAAUAAUUUACGCAGCAACAGAAUCAGGGUAAGUUACGUAGUAUAAUUAACAAGCUCUCGAUUUCUGUGUAUCACGUUUUUUUGCAACAAGUAAUAGAUCGACGAGUAUACGUAAAUACAGGCCAUUAUAAUAAUUAGAACCGCUUCACCCGUAGAGCUUCUCAUUUACGCGAAUUUUUCGUGCAGUAU